AUGGCAGAAUUUUUGUCAAUGUUUGGGGCUCUUGUUUCUUGCUAUAGCCUAGCACCAGCGGAUUAUGAAACAAUCAGGACACAUUAUAAAGUAGCAUCGCCGGACGAUUCUUCUAUAGCGACAUGUGGUGGAUUUCCUGAACCUGUAUAUAAACCUAAAAAUGAUUAUAAUGAAAAAAAAGAUUCUCCACGAAAAGAUAAAAACAAAAAAAAAUCGAAAUAUACCAUUACUCUCAAAUCCCCAGUUGGAAAAUAUCUUCAUAUUAAAGAGACUGAACAAACUGUAAAAACGACUAAACUGACCAAAGGCAAGAAAUUCUGGAAGUCUUUAGUCAAGUCAAAGAACAAUCACACAAAGUUAGAAGAACCAAAACCAAAAUCUCAAUCUAAACUUACUCUUCAAGAUGUAGCUAAUUGUUUAGAACCCCUUAAACAUGUUUCUAUCUUGGUUCCUCUUACUCCCCCUUGUUAA
Molecule: messenger RNA, 471 nt
Organism: Racocetra persica
Lineage: Eukaryota; Fungi; Glomeromycota; Glomeromycetes; Diversisporales; Gigasporaceae
Source: the annotation of a GenBank genome assembly